AUGAUGUUGUCUAGGGUAUCCGCGAGAUUGCCAAGAUGCUUGAUUGCCCAUUCGCGGCGACUCUAUAGCAUGACUCCGCAAUUUGAUGAAAGUGAGAUGUUUGGUGAGAAACUGGAAGGUAAGCCAUACAAGGCCAAGAGAUUGAACAAAUUUGAUUACGACUGGACCAAAGAUGUGAAACAUCAAGCCUCUCAGGAGGAGAUUGAGUCGCGCUAUGUGAAGAUGAUGAAACUUAACGCUAUUUUCAAGGGAUUAGGGUUGUUUGUCUUAAUUGGUGGUGGAGCAACACUGUACCUAAGUUGGCCUAAUAUAAAAAGCAAAUAUAUAAUGCUAGGUAAGAGCAAUCAACUACCUAGCGAUGGCUCUGAGGCUAUUUUUGCCAAGAAAGAGCCCGUUUUGGUAGGGAAUGUAUCCAAAGAAGGCACACAUGUUCUGAUGUUUGGACAGAUGAAUAAGUCAACCAUCCCCAAAGCUAUUAAAGAAGCAUUCAACAAGGAACUAAAAGAUCUCAUUAUCUUAGAUGAUAAGAAAAAAUGUCUAGGUGUUGAUCAAGCAGGUAAUUUAGUUGAUAUACUCUCCGAUGAUGUUAUUUUAAGAGGACAGAAGCUUGAACAAUUGAAAUUAUCCGGUAAGACUAUUUAUGCAUUGAACAAAGACGGUAAGAUUUUGAUAAUACCUGUGGGGCACAUUGAUAAUUUGUCCAAAUAUUUGGACUACCAUAGAUCUUGGCUGUUCCCUUGGCGUAAGUACCCGGUUUACAAUAACCAAAUUGAUAUUAAUCAUGUAUUUAAUACUAGGAAAGGUGAGAAAAAGAUUUCUCAGUUUGAUGUUGGUAAAGAUCAUUUAGUCCUAAUAUCUAACCAUGGUAAGGCCUAUACCUGUUCGACUGAUGGAUCGGAUGGAAAUAAAGAGUCAUUUGGUCAAUUCGGGAUUCCCUAUUUUUCAAAAUUUGAUACCUUUCCAGUAGCGCACGAACUCCAUGAAAUUGAAAUGCUAAAUAACUCAUUCGACCAAUCAGGCAAAGUCAUCAGCAAGUCCAUCGAACAAGUUGCAUGUGGAGACUAUCACACAUUAGCCAGAGACUCGUUAGGAAACUUGUAUAGUUUCGGAUGGAAUAGGUUCGGUCAAUUGGCUAUGCCAAUUUCAUAUAAAUCUGAAUCAAUUCCUUACCCAAAGAUUAUCAAUGGUGCAUUCAACGCCCAUUUCCCUGGGGCAAAUGCGCUGGAUAUAAAAUGCAUAGAUUUGAAUUGCAGUGCUGAAACGUCUUAUGUCACAAUGAAAGCGUCGCCUAAAUCUGGGCAUAUUGUUGGUGAAAGUAAAAAAGCAAUUGACAUGAAUAAAGAACAUUAUUUUGCAUUUGGUAAUGGAUUGGAAGGGGAAUUAGGCAAUGGUAUCUAUAAAAACUCUCAGCAAGAACCAACCCGGAUAAAAUUUGAAAACGCAAAACCUGUCGGCGACAUUAAAGUGAAGCAGUGGUACACUGGGCCACAUCAUGUAAUUUGCAAACUUGACGAUGGUCGUUUGGUAGCAUGGGGGAGAAAUGAUUCCGGUCAAUUGGGUAUAGGUAAAAAGAUUAAGCAAAGCAAACCCACAAAUGUACCAGCAGUUCUACUACAAGGACAAUCGAAGAAAUUAUCUGAUUUAAGUGAAACGAUAAUAACUUUAAACCCCAAUGAGAGAGUUUUCACUAGUUCAUCAACGUCAUGUAUAUAUAACUAUUAA
Molecule: messenger RNA, 1722 nt
Organism: Nakaseomyces glabratus
Lineage: Eukaryota; Fungi; Ascomycota; Saccharomycetes; Saccharomycetales; Saccharomycetaceae
Gene: FMP25
Product: Fmp25p
Biological process (GO): mitochondrial respiratory chain complex III assembly
Cellular component (GO): mitochondrial inner membrane
Source: RefSeq, a predicted model, not a curated record